Molecule: messenger RNA, 7840 nt
Organism: Mustela lutreola (European mink)
Lineage: Eukaryota; Metazoa; Chordata; Mammalia; Carnivora; Mustelidae
Gene: JADE2
Product: jade family PHD finger 2
Exons: 11
Coding region: 1535-3928 (797 amino acids)
Biological process (GO): regulation of transcription by RNA polymerase II
Cellular component (GO): histone acetyltransferase complex
Source: RefSeq, a predicted model, not a curated record
GUGGGGAAAGGGGCGCCCCGCUUCCUCGCCCAGUGCCAGCCUUUGGAAGUUGCCCCCUCGAUUUUUAACCCUUUAGGGGUAAUGGGAAGGACGAGCUGGGGGUUGGGGGAAGGGGACACUGUGGGGCAAACUCCUACUGGGACCGGGGCAAGCAGCUACCCACCCACCCAUCAUUGCGUUCCCCAACCCCCGGAAAUGCGGGGCAGAGCUGGGAGCCCGGAGGCACCCGGGCGGGGGAGGGGGCGACGAACCCGAGAAGGACCCUCUCUACGGACCGCCCCUCUUUCUUGAGGUCGCCCACAAUUUCAAGUUCCCCCCGCCCGGGUUGUUAGUUUCCAUCUGCCGUGGGUGGGGGAGGAGGGCCGCGCCCCCUCCCCCAGACUCGCGCGCGCGCCCCUCCCCUCCGCUCCUGCCAGCACUUUCUGCUCACUUCUGGCGCUGCAAAGCGCCACGCGAUUUAUUCGAUUCGCAUUUUUAAACCAGCGAUUCAGGAGCAGGGCCUAGGGCGAGGGUCUUCCAGCGUUGGAGCCCCGGGAGGCGGGGUGCUCAGUGCAAACCUUGUUCCCUCCGCGAGUGUCGCCUUCAGGCUGUUAUUUGCAAAGAAACGUCUUUUUGACGCAGGGAGAAAUGGCAAAUUUUAAGUACGUCAUUAAUAUGGCGCCAAAAGGUUUUUUUAAGUAUAAGCUUGCUUUUUUUUUUUUUUUAAAGGUUGCGGGGGGCGCCGCCCGGGUCUGGGGAGCGAAGGGGGCGGAGUGUGAGCAGAAAGUGUGAGUGAGAGAGUGGAGGGGCGGGGUAUGUGUGUGAGUGUGUGAAGUGUGAGCAGACCUGAUGGGACUUGCACGGGCGCAGCCGCCGCUCGGGCCCGGCCCUGGGGACAGGGCGGGCUGGGGGCGCCCCAGAGCCCAUGGGGAGUCUGGGCCUGAGGUGCAGGCAGACGGGCAGCCCGGCAGAACACCCUCCCCCAUGAGGCCUGCAACGCUACCUGGACCCGCUUCCGAAGCCAAACAACUGGGCUGGGGGUGGGGCGGGCGGCUGGGGGUGUCAGGAGUGGAGAUCCGAGUGAAUAAGAAAAAAGUGGCUACUCCCCCUCCCUCGCUCCUCCCGCCCGCCCCCACCCCACCCCCACCCCAACACAUUUUUUUUUUUUUUUCUAAAGAGAUCACAAGGAAGUCUUGGUUUAAAAAGAAACAGAAACAUACACAGGGGGAUUGGUGAAUGGUGCCGACCGCGGCCAUCGCAGUUGGAGGCUAUUUUGGAGGGGGGGUGGUGAGUAGCGUCCAUGGAGUUACUUUGCGCCCAUUCCUAGAGGCAAGGGUUUAGGUCCAGAGGGCUGACCGUCCCCAGCAAGGGUGCGGGGCCGGGGACGCCGCGGGCCCGGCCGCCUCCCUCACCGCGACCCCGGAUGGAUGCGCGCCCCCCGCCCGCCCGCGCCGGCCCCAGGAGCUCGGGGUUUCGGGAGCAUCCUUCCCGCGCCGGCCCCCGCCGCGGCGCGUAGUCCAGGGCAGCGCCCCUCGGAAGGGCACCGUGGAGGAAGAUGGAAGAGAAGAGGCGAAAAUACUCCAUCAGCAGCGACAACUCUGACACCACUGACAGUAAGGCCUUCCAUUUGGGGCUCCUACAAGGAAAGCAUUUGAGUCACGUUACAUCUGCUUCACGAUGCUCCAAACUGCCCAGCAGCACCAAGUCGGGCUGGCCCCGGCAGAACGAAAAGAAGCCCUCAGAGGUCUUCCGGACAGACUUGAUCACAGCCAUGAAGAUCCCAGACUCCUGCCAGCUCAGCCCGGAUGACUACUACAUCCUAGCGGACCCAUGGCGACAGGAAUGGGAGAAGGGUGUGCAGGUGCCCGCUGGGGCAGAGGCCAUUCCAGAGCCCGUAGUGAGGAUCCUCCCGCCGCUGGAAGGCCCCCCUACCCAGGUGUCCCCUAGCUGCUCUGAACUUGGCGAGGGCUCCCAGCCUGAUUGGCCUGGGGGUAGCCGCUAUGACCUGGACGAGAUUGAUGCCUACUGGCUGGAGCUCAUCAACUCGGAGCUCAAGGAGAUGGAGAGGCCAGAGCUGGACGAGCUGACACUGGAGCGAGUGCUAGAGGAGCUGGAGACCCUGUGCCACCAGAAUAUGGUACGGGCCAUCGAGACUCAGGAGGGGCUGGGCAUCGAGUAUGAUGAAGACGUUGUCUGUGACGUGUGCCGUUCUCCGGAGGGUGAAGAUGGCAACGAGAUGGUCUUCUGUGACAAAUGCAACGUUUGCGUGCACCAGGCAUGCUAUGGGAUCCUCAAGGUGCCCACGGGCAGCUGGCUGUGCCGGACAUGUGCCCUGGGUGUCCAGCCAAAGUGCCUGCUCUGCCCCAAGCGAGGAGGAGCCUUGAAGCCCACCAGAAGCGGGACCAAGUGGGUGCACGUCAGCUGCGCGCUGUGGAUUCCUGAGGUCAGCAUUGGGUGCCCAGAGAAGAUGGAGCCCAUCACCAAGAUCUCACAUAUCCCCGCCAGCCGCUGGGCUCUGUCCUGCAACCUUUGCAAGGAGUGCACGGGCACCUGCAUCCAGUGUUCCAUGCCUUCCUGCGUCACAGCGUUCCACGUCACAUGCGCCUUUGACCAUGGCCUGGAAAUGCGGACUAUCUUAGCAGACAACGACGAGGUCAAAUUCAAGUCGUUCUGCCAGGAGCACAGUGACGGGGGCCCCAGGGGGGAGCCCACUUCCGACCCCGCAGAGCCCAGCCCAGCUGGCGAGGACCUGGAGAAGGUGACCGUGCGCAAACAGCGGCUGCAGCAACUGGAGGAAGACUUCUACGAGCUGGUGGAGCCCGCCGAGGUGGCUGAGCGGCUGGAGCUGGCUGAGGCGCUGGUGGACUUCAUCUACCAGUACUGGAAGCUGAAGAGGAAAGCCAAUGCCAACCAGCCGCUACUGACCCCCAAGACCGACGAGGUGGACAACCUGGCCCAGCAGGAGCAGGAUGUCCUCUACCGCCGCCUCAAGCUCUUCACACACCUGAGGCAGGACUUGGAGAGGGUUAGAAAUCUGUGCUACAUGGUGACGAGGCGCGAGAGGACGAAGCACGCCAUCUGCAAACUCCAGGAGCAGAUAUUCCACCUGCAGAUGAAACUGAUUGAACAAGACCUGUGUCGAGGCCUGUCCACCUCUUUCCCCAUCGAUGGCACCUUCUUCAACAGCUGGCUGGCUCAGUCAGUACAGAUCACGGCAGAAAACAUGGCCAUGAGCGAGUGGUCACUGAACCAUGGGCACCGUGAAGACCCCGCUCCCGGGCUGCUGUCAGAGGAGCUGCUGCAAGACGAGGAGACACUGCUGAGCUUCAUGCGGGACCCAUCACUGCGCCCCGGGGACCCUGCCAGGAAAGCCCGGGGCCGCACCCGCCUGCCUGCCAAGAAGAAGCCACCACAGGAUGGGCCUGGCUCACGGACCAUUCCAGACAAAUCCCCCAAGAAGCCCUGGGGCCAGGAUGCGGGCUCCGGCAAGGGGGGGCAAGGGCCAGUGGCCCGGAAAGCAACGCGGCGAACGCCUUCCCACCUGCCAUCUAGCCCUGCAGCUGGGGACUGUCCCAUCCCAGCAGCCCCCGAGAGCCCCCCUCUGGGCCCCGAGACCCCGGACGAGGCCGUCCCAAUGGCUGCCGACUCGAAUGUCCAAGUGCCUGGCCCUCCAGUGAGCCCCAAGCCCUUGGGCCGGCUCCGGCUGCCCCGCGAAAACAAGGGAACCCGGAGAUCGCCAGGUGCCAGGCCUGAUGCUGGGACAGGACCGCCCUCUGCUGUGGCCGAGAGGCCCAAGGUCAGCUUACACUUUGACACUGAGACUGAUGGCUACUUCUCUGAUGGGGAGAUGAGUGACUCAGAUGUGGAAGCUGAGGACAGUGGGGUGCAGCAGGCUCCCCGGGAAGCAGGGGCUGAGGAGGUGGUCCGCAUGGGGGUACUGGCCUCCUAAGUCACCCCUACCCCAUCCCGGGCCCUGCCCUGGUCCUCCCAUGAGGCCUCAGCCCAGUCACAACUGCCAUUUCCUAUCUCUGCUGAGUGUCUCAGACCCUUGAGACUGCCACUCUGUUGUGGUUUUAUUUUUAAUAUAGAGAGAGUUUUGAAUUCCACACUGUUGUCUUUCCUCUGUGCUGGCCUAGGACAGUAGGAUUCCUUCCACGGCUCUGGCCGCAAGGACCAUCGCAGGUCCUGGGCACUGUCCUUGUCUUGGCAGCACCCCGCCCCAGCCCACACGGCCUCGGCGGGCUCCUGGCUAGAUGUAGGCAAGGUGAGGAAGAGCCCAGGACUCCAGCCCGCUGCCACUGGGUGACACAGACCGUCGUUUGGGCAUUAUUUCAUGGCAGAUGGGCCAGCCCAGGGCCUGCCCCGCCUUGUCCCCAAAUCCUACUGGGGUCCAUUUGGGGGGUCCUGCUGCACUCCACUGAUCCCCGAGGAAGUCUAAUAAGUGAUACCCAGCCAGAGUCUACUCACUGUCACAAGCACAACGAGCUUAUACAAGAAAGCACUGAGGGGGGCGCAGAGGGCCCGCUGGUUCCAGAGGAACCGCAGCUGUUCCUGAUCAACCCACAUCAUCUGAGGCCUGCCUGCCCACCCCGCGACCCUCUACUCCCUUGCUGCUCCACCCCUGCCAGUGCCCAGCCCGGCGGCUCGGAGAAAGGGUUCCUGGAACUCUUCCUGAGCUGUGCCAUUUACUCAGGGGACUCCCAAACAGCCAGCCGCCAGUGCCGGUGGAGGGCUGCAAGGGAGGGCCAGUGCCCAGACAGGGGCGUGGGGCUCAGACUCCCCCACUUAGAGAAUUGCUCUGGGGCUCCAACGUCCUUCCUUCCUUCGGGGCCAGUCUCGGCCCAAGUCUGGUCACUCCCAGACGACUGACCUGACCAGACCAGACCGUUUGCCUUUUCAAAUUUUCCAGUCCUGCUAAGAGACGAGCUUCUUCCUCAGUUUCCUUUUGGAAACUCCUCCUUCCAACAAGCAGUGGGAUCCCGGGGCCUGGGAUAGGGAUCAAGUCUUGCUGAAUGUUCCUGGUUCCUCUAUCCCUAUGAGCCGUGACCCCCUCUCCUGGCUAUGCCUUCCCUCCCCACCACCGACCCACCUGCCACCUUUUCCGUUUCACCCUCUAGGUCCCAGGUAGUUGCUCUGAAGAGUUUCAGUGGAGAGGCCCCAGGGUGAUAGCUCAGGGAACAAACAAACAAGGAAUUCAGUGAAAACAUGGCUUUUUUUCUUUCAUGAAUUACUCCUGGGUCACUUCCGCCACUGGUGAAGCUAGAACUUCUCCAACAAGAACCUUGCAAAAGUCCAGUGAAUCAGUCGAAUCAUUCUGUGGAUGCCAAAGAAUAUUUUGACCAUAACACAGCACAGCCUGGACCUGACAACUUGUCACUUGGACUUUUUUUUUUUUCUUUUAAUGGAGUUCUUUAGCAACAAAGCGUAGAGAUGUGUUCAUUGCACACACCCAAGGAGACAAGCCCGAGCUCUUGGAAAAGGAUGCUGUUCUGCUGCUGCUCAACUGUUCAAAUUGGGAAGCGGGACUCAGCAUAGGAUUUCAGGUCCGGGGCUGGGUCCACCAUGAGCUUUCCCAAACUCAGACUCACAGAGGGGGCGAAGAAUCCUGACCGCAAAACCAGCAUGGCAAAAGUCUUUACCAUGUGGUUCCCCUGACACAGAUAUACAACCUGCAAAUCAGCGGGAUGGGGAGCAGCGUGGCCACCCACCCCUGACUCCGGAACUUUCAAGGUACGACAGUGGCAUUGUCAUCGACACUCAGUUUCAUGGGAAUUUUAACAAAAUAGGAAGCGAAGAUAGGACUCCGUUCAGAAGAUCAGGCAAAUUGGUCCAGGUGGAAUGGACUCAGGACGGGCUUCCAGGAUUCUGGGCGUUGGGGUGGCACAAGGUACCAUGUAGAGUUGAGUCGGCCUGCCUCCUUGGCAGUCAUGGCCAGUGCAGUGUCCGCACCGGCGCCCCAAUCCCCGUUCUCUGUUUACUGCCUUUGAACAGUCCUCCUUCCCCGUGCUCUGGGUCACAAUCUUGUCUGUACUGGAUUGCCGGGUCUGACCUCGCAGGAAGCCAGGGAACGAGCUUAAAGAACAACCAAAUGCUGCCAGGGGUGGGGGUGGGGUGUCAGGAAUGGCUCAGGCCCAGUAGACUCAGCACUUCCCCCCUCACCCGUUCAUGUGUUCCGAGGCAGAGUCUGGGCUCCCUGGGGGCAGGAGAGAACUGGGCAGAGAAUACAGCAUGUCUGGCCAGGGUCUGGUCUGGGUAGGCCAGGCAGGGGGCAGCCAGCUCUCUUUGGGGGGCCUCUGCCCAGGCCUCUUGAUAUUCUUCUCUGUUGGCUUUUGACUUUGGACUGGACUCUCCCUGGGGCCAUGUCCUGCACAGGGAUCUGUUCGGCCAGCUGGUGAGGGAAGUAGGGGUAGGGGGCCUUCACUCCCAGGCCAGGCCCUAGAGUUAUUCUUGCCGGGCAGCUGUCCACCUUUAGGGCACCCAGCAAGACUACAGAGAGGUCAAGGAUGCUGGUCCCCACCACUGUCAUUUCCUUCAUUAGCCAUAGCCUCUUCACUUACUCUCUGGUCUACUGCUCACCAUGUGGACAGCUUUGCCACCCCUGGUGUUGAGCUUGGAAACAGGGAAGAAAGCAGGAGGCCUUUUGCAGGCCAUAGGCCGAGGCAGAGCCCAUGCUUGACCACAUAUGUCCCCACUCACUGGCCCUCUUCUGGGAGGGAGAAGCUGCUCUGUUACUCAUUCUGUCAUUCCCCAUUUUCCCAGUCCGGGCUGCACAGCUCCACCUUCCCCCUUUUCACAGUGAGAAAAGGAUAAGUUGCAAGGAAAGUAUUUUUAUGGAUCAUAAAUGUAUUUUAAAGUGACUAAGGAGAAGAAAGGUAGAAGGCUUUAUUUUAUUAAAUGAGCUCUCUGACUUUGUGACAGUGUGUGGCAUUUGUAAUAUGAAGGUCUCGAUUUCCUUCGAGAAGCCCCUGAGGUUUCCACACGUGGGUGCCAGGCUAUAGGUGUGUGCCUCUGUACCAGGGCACAUCUCCUGUGUCCUUGUGCAUGCGUGUUUGUGUGUCAUGUAUGGGCACGUUGUGGGACUGACUGGGGCAAUUUCUAGAGAAUCACCUGUGUGCUACUAACAGACGUUGGCAGCAGCUGGACUUGGCAUUUCCUUGCUCAUGGCCAGAUGUGGCCAGCCUCUGCCCAUGCCCGGAGCUCUGCAGAAUGAUCCAGAUGCCUGUCACAAGGCCCUUGGGGAGGCCACUUCCCACACCCCUGGCCCAGCUGGCCACAUUGGCCAAAGAGCCAGGGAUGGAGUCUGGGACUUUUGGUUGUUCUUUAAGGCACUUCCUGCCACCUUGUCCCUCAGACACACAAAACACUCUGUGCUCCGCAAACGACUCGGGGUGGGGGGAUGAUAUGAAUGUCACAGGAGGCGACACCUUCUGUCCUUGUUUCAAAGAAAGUGAUGUGCCAUUUGUUAAUAUACAAGAGAAAUAUUGAAAAUAUAUUGAAAAGAGCAAUUUUAAAUUAUUUUUGGCUUAUGUUGCAAUAUUUAUUUUCUUGUAUUAGAAAAGAUUCCUUUGUAGAGAAAAAAUGUAUUUUUCAUUAACGCAAAGACCUAUUUCUCCUUUUUGUACAUUGUCCACGUUCGCUCCCCUUAACGAGCAAUAGAAUGUAUGGCCGCCUCGCCACGGCCAGUGCCCGCGUGCCCUGCAUGAUUCCGUGUUGCCGCUGCUGCGUAGCUCCCACUCCCAUCCUGUCCUGCUCACUCAUAGGGCUUUCUGGACCCGGGCUCCCACCAGGGCCAGUGUCUCAAGGAGCCCUUUGCACUCCUCGUGUGUUGGCAAACGCAGUUAAUAAAGCAAUGUUUUCUGUG